ACAUUGGUUACAGUACGGGGAUGCUAACAGCCGCCCGCGGGGCCAGGCCCUGGUCUAGGCCCCAACCCAAUUUAACCAGGUCGGGUCGGUACCGUACCUUACCCUGUCUUGACGGUAAGGUAAUCGGUAAUCAAUCAGCCCAAGACAAAGAAAAGAAAAAACAUGAAGGGGGAAAAAAACACCUACCACCUUGGCUUUUCUUUUUUGGCAGCCCGCAUAACCAUGCAUGCGGUGAAAACACGUGCCUGCAACCUCCCGUAUCUCAUCAGAUCAUUGGAGUCCAUUGUCGAAAAUUGGAGGGCAAGCAGACCAUGAGGGAAACCUCGAUCACAUCAGACGACGGACGAACUUUGACCAAAAGCCGGGGAAACGAUUGCGAGACUUGACGACAGCCAUCCUUGAGAACGAAUCCGACCAGCAAACAGAAAGUUUAGGAAAAAAUCCAUUCAAACUCAGUAACCCACCAUUGGCUUUUUCAAUAACCGUCCAGUUAACUGUCCAUCUACCAGUAAACUUCCCUUUUCACUACCUAGUUGUUUGAAUGAAAAAGGCCCUCCGCAUAAUUCUCGGCCGAGUCAAUCCCAGUUGAGCCUGCUGGUUUACUGGGCUAUCGGGCUGAACGGAUCCCUUUUAGAACACAACUGACCGGUUCGUCCGGAUAGCUCUGUGGAAAUGCAGAGCUGAAGAAGGAAGCGCGACGCAGGCGCCGACAAUUUUUUUUUUCGUCCUUUUUUUCUUCUUUUAUUUCUUCUAUUAUUCCCUCCCUUCCCUGAAUAUUUUUUCUCCUCCCCUUUCCCACGUCCCACUUGCUGUGGAAGCAGCUGGGCUUGUGGUUAAGGUAUUAACCAGAGUCAACUCCACCGUGCCAUGGCAACGACGCCCUCAGCGGCGGCGGCGGCAGCAUCGGCACCAAAAAUCGGCAUUGGCAAAAGCGCAAGUACGGAAGCCAAGGUGACUACCAAGGAGAAUGUGGUCGGUCCCCAAAAUCACCGGGGUCUGGGGGUUGGUGGCGGAGCCUGCAGCGGCCCGCCGGGAGUCAUGGUCUUCGACGGAUUCCAGCAACGCAGCGUCAAGCGCCCACGCCCGGUCAAGUCCUGUCUUGCCUGUCGCUCCAAGAAGUUGAAGUGCGACCGGUCCGUGCCGUGUUCACAGUGCCAAAAGGGUCACCGCGUCUGUCGAUAUGCUUCUGACAAUCACGCUGGCAAUAUUUCGGAUUCUUCUGAUGGGGAGCCCACAAGUGCCGGGGAGCGGCCGGCGCAAAAGAGGCUUGCCCUUGGGUCGCGCGCCGCACCCUCACCUAUGCCUGCGACGCCCCUGGUCAAGUCUCUACCGGUAGACGAAGUUGCUCCUGCAAACGGCGGCUUCCGUGCCCCGAGCACCAGUAGUAGCACACCUCAUGAGGCAUGUCAAGCGGGGUUUGAGGAUAUAUCCUCAAGGCUAGACCGACUGGAGCAGCUGAUCCUUGCAUCAAAAAAUGACGUCUCAGCCUCAACACCAAAGUCGUUACCUAUGGGCUUCAAAGGCAACAACGUCAGUACUAGUAAUUACAACGACAAUUACUUGCAAACAUUAACCACCCCCACGCCGGCGACUACAAGUAAUGCGACGAGAGACAUCCAUUCUCGUGGCUCUCAAAUGAAUUCUAUAGACACCUCCAACAGUCUCAUCCCGACUCUACCCACAACUAUACGGAAUCUUACCGUCAAAGGGAAUUUGAGCAUACGAACCCGCUUCUUUGGGCAGAACAGCACCCGAGUUCUACUCAACUUGUUCGACGAAGCCCAAGACUUUAUGUACAAGGCUGAUAAGCGCGAAAGUGCAGGCGAGCUUUUCCAGCACCUGAACAGGGUAUACUCGAUGCUGCAGGAAGAGCAGCGACGCUUGUUGUCUCCCAUUACCGUUUUUGUCGACAGCGUCCUACCUGUUUACAAGCGUAUGGCCGAUAUCCUCCCCAAAAGCAAAGCCGUGUGUGAUCGCCUGCUUGACGCCUACGUAAGCACGUCGGAAGGCCUUUACCGCGUCGUUCACGUUCCAAGCUUUCGCGCCGAAUACAAGGCAUACUGGGAAGGCCAGCGCUGCUCUGAAGGGUUCCUCCCCCAACUCCUAUGCAUGCUCUCGAUCGGGUCUCGUUUUGAGACCGAAUCUCGAGGGCUGGGUCAUGACCGCUCAGAAGGUGUUCAUGUACCCACGGCUUGCGCCCUCGUCCGCGCCUGGCUCGAUGGACUGCGCGGCAAACAACUUGUUGACAUUGGAACCCUUCUUGCCGAGCUUUUACUUUUGCACGCUCAGCGCAUGAUUGCGCCUCGAUACCAAGACUCAUGGACCCAGCUUGGGGCUAUCAUACGCAUGGCCAUGACCAUGGGCCUACAUCGCGAUCCGUCUGAAUUUCCCCAGAUUCGACCUUUCGCGGCGGAAUUCCGCCGAAAACUAUGGUACUCCAUAAUGGACAUGGAUCUACAUCUUUCUCUGGGCUGCAACCUUCCCUGUGGUGUCCGAGAUGGAGAAUACACAUGCCAGCCGCCCCUAAACCUAGACGACGAUGACCUGAGGGCAGACAUGACUGCCUUGCCACCCCCCAAGCCCAUUGAUGUGAGGACUGAUGGACAACUGCAGGCAUAUGCGGCAAGCACUCUCCCGAUCCGCAUGCGGGCCACGACUUUGGUAAGCAGAUUAGAUACGAUUCGCGACUACGGCGAGGUUCUCGAGGUGGGCACGAUGCUAGAGCGGAUCCUGGACGACAUCAACUGUGUGUUCCCGCGCAACCAAAAUCAAGGCCUCAAUCCGAGCGGCAAGUACAAGGAGUGGCGGAUGCGUUGUCUCUUGGACAUGCACGUCCGUCGCCCACUUUUGGCCUUGUACCGCCCUUUUGCCCUCAGCAGCGGCGGCGGCGUCUUCAAUGACAACUGCCCGCCGCAGAUUACGUCGACAUACCUAAAAUCAUCAAUGGUGCUGCUCACGUAUCUUGACGAAUUGGAUGCUAGGUCACCGGCAUACAUCGACGUGAGCCAUAUGUACUACGUCAUCCUUAAGCACGAUAUCAUACAAGCGGCGUUUAGCGUGUGCUACUAUAUACGAAACUCCUACCAAGAGAGCAGCAUUAGCAGGGGAGACACGCCGGCAACCGGUGGCGGGUAUGCAACUUCACCGGCCUCGGCCGACGGGGGAGACUACCUGGCCACACCAGGGGGUAGAUACUACCAUGGCAACAAGCCGAUAUGGUCGGGCCAGCGAAUGACGAGGGUGGUAGAGAAAACACUCGAAGACCUGAUCAUGAUGAUACGUGAUUCGACGUCAGAUCUCAAGGAUAUCGUGGCGUUGUCAGCUGUCAUCAAAUCGGUGCAGCCGGGUGGGACAACCGAGGAGCGGCUGGAGAGGAUGACGUUUGGCAUCCGGCGCAUCCUGGAUGCUUGCAUGUCGACAAUAAGUUCGAUUCCGGGGAGCGCCAAGGGACAUCACGGUCCAGACGGGCUGAUAGUCGGAUCAUCUUCGCUCUUUGGUAAGCCACCGCCGGCAACGGUCGAUCAAAAACCAUACGUGCUUCCGCAGGCCUCGGCGCUGCCGCCACCGGCCUUGCACCUAUUUGGUGGGAUAGGGCAGCUGGCUACCGCUGGUUUCCCAGACGAACUGAAUCUAUGGGGUGAACCAGAAUACUAGGAUACCAUCACAUAGCACGCGGGCUCUCGCGGGCACUUUCGAAUACGUGGAUGGUUGCACCAUAGCAUGUUUUUCCAACUCCAGUCUGGCUUAUCUAAUUAUCCUUGUCCAUGUUAAAUAUACCCAUCCGAUAUAUGUAAUACCGAAGCAGAUUCUACUUUUUUCUACUUACAAACCUAAUAUAAACCGCCGGUACGCAAAAUUCAGCCAGAUUCAGCUGUCG
Pyricularia oryzae 70-15 is the source of this 3877-nucleotide messenger RNA. RefSeq lists its product as uncharacterized. The coding region runs from base 868 to 3654 and encodes 928 amino acids. Gene Ontology annotation, molecular function: zinc ion binding; DNA-binding transcription activator activity, RNA polymerase II-specific; RNA polymerase II cis-regulatory region sequence-specific DNA binding. The transcript has 3 exons. The record is from RefSeq and is a predicted model, not a curated record. Gene Ontology annotation, cellular component: nucleus. Gene Ontology annotation, biological process: regulation of transcription by RNA polymerase II; DNA-templated transcription. NCBI's taxonomy places the organism in Eukaryota, Fungi, Ascomycota, Sordariomycetes, Magnaporthales, Pyriculariaceae.